Molecule: messenger RNA, 1587 nt
Organism: Selaginella moellendorffii
Lineage: Eukaryota; Viridiplantae; Streptophyta; Lycopodiopsida; Selaginellales; Selaginellaceae
Product: pentatricopeptide repeat-containing protein At1g62260, mitochondrial
Exons: 1
Coding region: 1-1587 (528 amino acids)
Molecular function (GO): protein binding
Source: RefSeq, a predicted model, not a curated record
AUGGACCAUGAGGUUAUCACUUUGAUCGGGCGUGCUUCUACCAUCUCGCAAGUGAAAGACCUAGAGAGAACUUUAGUUGAGAGGAAACUCCACCGCCAUGUCCAGCUCGUGAAUCUCAUCGUCAAAGCAUAUGCCAGGUGUGGCAGCCUCCAAGAUGCCCUUUCUGCCUUUCAAACGCUCGAGUGUCCCAACCAGCACUCGUGGAAUAUCCUGCUCUCGGGCUACGUCCGCAAUGGAGGUAUUGCCCAAGCGGAGGAGCUGUUUGGAGUUUUGCCAUUGCGAGAUCGAGUGACUUGGAAUACGCUGGUUGCAGCUUAUGCCAAUGCUGGGCAUUUGCGUAAGGCAAAACAGCUGUUUGAUACGAUGCCGGACAGGGACAUUGUUUCUUGGGCCUCACUCCUCCAGGCGUUUGUAAAGAAGGGAGAUUUGAGCAGCGCAAAGAGGUUGUUUGAUCUUAUGCCCAGAUGGAACGUCGUGGUCUUUAAUUCCAUGGUAUCUGGAUUCGCAAACUUGGGUGAUCUCUCCAGCGCCGAGAGUAUGUUUGCAUGGAUCCCAGAAGCGACGCUUGUUACAUGGACAACCAUGGUUGCCGCGUUUUGCGAAAAGGGUCUAAUAGCUAGAGCUAAAGACCUCUUCUCCAAAAUGCCCGAAAGGAACACGCUAGCCUGGACUGCCAUGCUUGAAGCGUUUUCUCUGAAAGGUGAUCUCACCGAAGCAAAGCGGGUUUUUGAUUCCAUGCCAGAGUGGGAUCUUGUCUCGUGUACGGUGAUGCUUCAGGCAUAUGCCAACAGAGGGCAUCUAGUAGAAUGUAUACGUUUCCUCCAAACCAUGCACGAGAAAAAUGUGGUCUCCUACAAUGCGGUGAUUUCUGCUUUUAUUUACACUGGAGACUUAGAGGGAGCCAAGUCUCGGUUUGAUUUGUGCCCAGAAUGGGACAUUGUGUCGUGGACAACUUUGAUUUUAGGAUAUGCCGCGGCCAGGCAUUUUGAUGCUGUGGAGAGCUUUUUUGCAAAAAUGCCCGAUGCGGACACAAUGACGUGGAAUACCAUGCUAGCGGCGUAUGUCGGCGAUAGAAAUAUCUCUCGUGCAGAGACAACGUUCUAUUCCAUGCAAGAGCGAGAUAACGUUUCAUGGAACGUGAUGUUAGCAGCGUAUUCCCAAGCUGGAGAUUUGGAGGAGGCAAGGAGGCUGUUCUCCACAAUGCCGGAGCGCAACACUGCAUCGUGGAACACACUGAUUGGCGGCGAGGCCUACUAUGGUGAACAUGCAAUGGAUUUUUUCCGUGGAAUGUGUGUCCAUGGCUUGGACGCAAGUGAGAUUUCGUUUCUCAAUUGUUUGGUGGCUUGCAACCACAAGGGACACAUAGAACAAGCGUGUAACCUGUUCUUGUCUAUGAGCUUCGAUCACAAUCUAGAGCAUUGGGAGGAGCAUUUCUCACUGAUGGUGGAUGUUUUGGGGCGGACAGGGCAGCUCAAUACCGCAAAGGAAUUGGUUCAAGGAAUGCCACUGGAACCAAACGUUGGAGCCCAGGGCGCUUUGUUUGAGUCACAAAUCAGAGUCACUUGUACUCUAAAAUCAAAAGCGUAA